AUGAGGUCCCGUACGCUCGGCUUCGUCACCCUGGCCGGCACCAUGAUGGUGCCGAUCGUCGACGCACACAUGAUCAUGGCAAAUCCAGUUCCCUACGGAGUCAGCACUCUGAACAACAGCCCUCUUUCUGGCGACUACCCUUGCAAGCAACGCUCAGGCGUCUACGAUGUUAGUACGAUGAACUUUAUGGAAGUCGGCAAGCCUCAGACGCUCUCCUUCACCGGCACCGCUGUCCACGGCGGCGGCUCUUGCCAAAUCAGCGUCUCGCUUGACAAGGAGCCGACCGUUUCGUCCGUCUUCAAGGUCGUCCAUUCCAUCGAGGGAGAUUGCCCUGGCAUCAACGGCGGGCCCGACACUUUCAACUUCCAGCUUCCCCCGGACUUCCCGAACGGCGAGUUCGCGCUGGCCUGGACGUGGUUCAACAAGAUCGGAAACCGCGAGAUGUACAUGAACUGCGCGCCCAUCACCGUGACUGGCGGCGCCGACAACAAGGACGCAUACGACAAGCUUCCGGACAUGCAGCUCGCCAACAUCCCCCAGACCACCUGCAAGACCGCCGAUAGCAUGGUCCCCCUCUUUCCCAACCCGGGCGACUCCGUCGACAAGCGCGGUGGCGGACCUUUCGUGGACUUCCAAGGCGAUUGCGGUGCUCCCUCCAAGCUGCAGCCGGUCAUGGGCGGCAACUCGGAUGGCAACUCGGGCGGCAGCGGUAGCUCGUCCUCGCAGCAGCCUCCUGCAAUCACUUCCUCGGUCCCUUCACCGUCCCCCAGCUCCACGAACAUGCCUGACGCAAGCGGAGCGGCGCCUGUGACCUCUCCAGCUGCCCAUCCUUCUACGCCAGCCAACGGUGCUCCCGGUCCCGACACUCCAGCUCCUGCCGGAUGCGGCGAGGAUGGCACCAUGGUCUGCAAUGGCGUCAACCAGUUCGGCAUCUGCAACUUCGGCAAGGUGAUCUGGCAGGAUGUUGCCGCCGGCACCAAGUGCGAAGAUGGCAAGAUCACCUUCGCGGACAAGAAGGACCGUCGCCUCAUCGGCCGUAGUGUUGCCGGACGCAUCAGCUACCGCGUCGCCAUGGGUUGA
Messenger RNA from Diplodia corticola, 1080 nucleotides. RefSeq names its product lytic polysaccharide monooxygenase. The record is from RefSeq and is a predicted model, not a curated record. The transcript has a single exon. Lineage: Eukaryota; Fungi; Ascomycota; Dothideomycetes; Botryosphaeriales; Botryosphaeriaceae. The coding region runs from base 1 to 1080 and encodes 359 amino acids.